This is a messenger RNA of Syngnathus typhle (broad-nosed pipefish), 1773 nucleotides long. Its product is annotated as synaptic vesicle membrane protein VAT-1 homolog. Gene Ontology annotation, molecular function: oxidoreductase activity. Lineage: Eukaryota; Metazoa; Chordata; Actinopteri; Syngnathiformes; Syngnathidae. The transcript is spliced from 8 exons. The record is from RefSeq and is a predicted model, not a curated record. Bases 265 to 1359 code for a protein of 364 amino acids.
AUGUAUCCCUACUAUUAUGUAGUGACGCAAAAAUCUGUUUUACUUUGAAGGCCAAGUCACAAUUUCCGUUUUUCUUUUGUUGUGUGCCACACGUCUUUGUUUCAUUACAGUACUUUUCACGCUUGUAUUCUUUCAUUUAAAUACGAGCUUCCAGAUGGAAUUCUGGGGCGCUUUGGCGCCGCCUUGUGGCAAAACGGACUAAGUUCACAUACCUCAUACACGCAGGCCUGACCAGUCAAUCCAGAUCCAUCCCCAAAAGUCGUCAUGUCUGCUGAAGAGGCUUCGCAGCCGUCUCCCGGGGAGCAAUGCCGGGCCCUGGUGCUCACCGGCUACGGGGGCUACGACAAAGUCAAACUGCAGGUGAAGCCGCUGGGACAACCCAAGCUGCAGCCCGACGAGGUUCUGGUGCGGGUCAAGGCAUGCGGGCUCAACUUUGCUGAGCUGAUGGGCAGGCAGGGGCUGUACGAUGCGCUGCCUCCCCCACCGGUCAUCCUUGGAAUGGAGGGCGCCGGGAUCAUCGAAGCGGUCGGAGAAGAGGUGAAGGAGCGAAAGGUUGGCGAGCGUGUGAUCGUGAUGAGACGCAACGGCAUGUGGCAGCAGUUUGUGGUGGUGGACAUCAAACACGUCUACCCCAUGCCAAAGUCCAUGAGCUUCGAGGAGGGCGCUGCGCUGCCCAUCAGCUACCUGACGGCGUACUUGAUGCUCUUCCGCAUGACCAACAUCACGCCGGGAAAGAGCGUACUGGUCCACAUGGCGGCAGGUGGCGUGGGCACCGCCGCCACCCAGCUGUGUCAGACGGUGCCUGACGUGACCGUUUUCGGCACGGCGUCCUCAUCUAAGCACGACAUCAUCACCCAGAAUGGCGUGACCCACGCCAUCGACUAUCGGACCAGAGACUAUGUGGAGGAAAUUCGCAAAAUUAGCCCCAAAGGAGUGGACAUUGUUUUGGAUCCACUGGGUGGUGCUGACACACAAAAGGGCUUCAGCCUGUUAAAACCUUUUGGCUCACUCGUUAUAUUUGGUGCCGCCAACUGCGUGACGGGCCAGAAGAAGAGCCUGAUGGCCCUGGUGAAGGUGUGGUACAACCAGCUGUCAUUCAACGCACUGAAGCUGAUGCAGACCAACAAGGCAGUGUGCGGCUUCCACCUGAGCUACCUGGACGACGAGAACAUCAGCGCGUGCAUGACCUCCCUGCUGCAGCUCUACGCCGAGGGCAAGUUCAAACCUAUCAUCGACUCCCGCUUCCACUUCGAGGAGGUCACAGAUGCAAUGCGGCGCAUGCACGAGCGUCAAAAUAUCGGCAAGGUCAUCCUUCUUCCUGAGCCCAAAACACAGAAUGACACAACGACAUCGAAAUGAUGUCAUUGAAGGGUUAAUACAAUUUCCCCACAAUGCUUUCUUUCCCCAUAGGUCAUAAUCAGACAUGUUUUAUGGUAAACUGUGGUCGAGUAUUAAUUAUUGAGGACUCAUUCGGACAUUCCUCAAGUAUCGCUUGAAUACCGUUAUGCUUACUAUACUUCCUAGUUUAUUAUUAUUCCGUUAUUUACUUCAACUGAGACUUGUCUCCCCCCAAGUAUAACUCACAUUCAUCUUUCAGUUUCAUAAUCCUGCUGUAUGUGUACUUUGGCGCGUUUUAAGUUUGAUCUUUGAUACGUUUAAACAGUCCCAAUAUUUUCCAAUGUAAUUUAAAUUACAUCUGGUACAGUUGAGAAUAAAUGACAAUUUUAUGUAACAAAUGUUAGCAUUCAUACUAUAAAUGUAUUUAGUCAGAAA